This is a messenger RNA of Salvia hispanica, 980 nucleotides long. Its product is annotated as GEM-like protein 4. Lineage: Eukaryota; Viridiplantae; Streptophyta; Magnoliopsida; Lamiales; Lamiaceae. The record is from RefSeq and is a predicted model, not a curated record.
UUCUUGCCACGAUUUUUCCUAAAACUCUCCUCUGCAAUUUAUCAGCUCACCCAUUCCGUGUUUUCUCAAACCCAGCCAUAAAAAUCGAAUCUUUGAUAAACCCAGCAAGAAAGCUUGAGUCUUUGAUGGAGAAAACCAAGGAUCGUGAGUUUGAAGAUGGUUUUCCGACAAGCCCAUUUGUGGCAAGCUUAGAUAGAUCUUCUUCCUUGUCUGAGCCUUCCCGGAGUCCCUCCUCUUCAGAUCACUCUGCUCCCUUUACAGAAAAUGGGGAGGUAGCUGAAGCUGGGAGGAAUCAGAAGAAGAAAUUGGACAGAAAAGGAACCAGCUUUGCUUACAGAGUUCGUGAACAUGUGAAAAUGGGGCCAAAAUUCUCAGAAACAGUGAAGGGGAAGCUGAGUGUUGGAGCCAAGAUAAUAAAGAAAGGGGGCAGAGAGAAUAUAUUUAGAGACAUAUUUGGAGUGAGUGAGGGAGAAAAGUUGCUCAAAGCAUCCCAAUGUUAUCUCUCCACAACUGCUGGUCCAAUUGCUGGCAUUCUCUUCAUCUCCACACAGAAACUCUCCUUCUGCAGCGAACGAUCCAUCACCGUCCACUCCUCCUCCGGAGGCCUCAUUCGGAUCCCCUACAAGGUUUCGAUUCCGAUGAAGAAGAUAAAGGCAGCAAAUGAGAGUGGGAAUGUGAACAAUCCAACACACAAGUAUAUAGAGAUUGUGACUGAGGAUGGGUAUGAGUUUUGGUUCAUGGGAUUUGUGAGGUAUGAGAAGGCUGUGGUGAAUCUUAGAAGGGCUAUUUCCUUGCAACAUUGAGUUUUGAAAGAAUGAAAAAAAGGACAAGUUUUUCAAUUUGUAGAAAUUGAACUUUGUUUUUUUUGGAUUGAUGUGUGUGUUAGAUUAUUAUUUUUGUAAGGUUUAGGUGUGAGUUUGAUGAAAUGCAAUGUGUACAAAGUUUUCUUAGAAAUUUAUACAAGUUUUUUAAUUCUAUUA